Messenger RNA from Argiope bruennichi, 3787 nucleotides. RefSeq lists its product as uncharacterized. The transcript is spliced from 3 exons. The record is from RefSeq and is a predicted model, not a curated record. NCBI's taxonomy places the organism in Eukaryota, Metazoa, Arthropoda, Arachnida, Araneae, Araneidae. Bases 782 to 2881 code for a protein of 699 amino acids.
CCGCGCUGAACAAGGUGUCGUGCUGCGCUGCCUCUCUUUAACUUCUGUGUGUGCGAACCGGCACAUCUUUUGGAUGCAUUUGCCUAUUCGGCGAGCCUGCACAGGUCGUAGAGUGCGAUUCGGGGAGCAACCUUGGAUUUUAUCUCGAAGUGGUUUUUCAAUUUACUUCGAUGUGACCCAUCGCUGAUUUGCAACACAAAAAAAAGAACACACAUUUAUUUAACUGUCUUAACAGAACCUUCUGGAGUUUUCGUUUUGGAGAUUCACCGAAAUCGAAACCACCCCACCUGUGGAACAGUCCUGUCACUAACUUAGUACCCGCGACGCGUAAUAAUUGAUCCACCGUACUUGAUAAAUAAUAUUGGAAACUUGACUUGUUCGUUUGUGCUCUAUAGGAUUUCUUGGAGUUGUUUAAAACAUCCAAUAACUCUCCGUAUCAUAAACCUUUCGGACAAAGAUACCCAUUAUUGGAUAAAAGAAGAUUUUGGAAACAAAUUGGAAUAUAUUUUGUGAGGAUUUUUGUGCUAAAACUUGUUUUAACAAAAUUUUAACAUUGGAUUAACGACAUCCAGCUAUAGCAGAAUGAAGAGAAAAUAACAAUUCACAUCAGCGGCAGUAUUCGAAAAAAGAGAAUUUUAUCGCUUUUCAACUUGUCAUUUAAGCUUAUCAUCAGAUGUUGACAAUUCGCACUGCAGGUCAUUCGCUCGUGUUGGCGAUGAUCCAUUAAAGCAGGUAAAAGGAAUACCCGAGAAGAGAUGGUCUGCUUCUCUCUUUGUACCAGAUGUACGCCAUCUUCGAGGAAGUCAUUGGGCCACAGCCUCCGGUCUCUUUCCCAAACACAAAAGCAUCCCAUCAACACACAGAAGACGAAGGUCAGGAUAUCGUCUUGACCACGACGGAGCAGGAUCCAGAAGUGAGUCCCGAUCACUCCGAAGUCUCAUCCCAUUAUGCCUCAUCCAAAUCUCGCCCUAAGCGCUCACCCAUCAAACAGAGAAUUUAUGGAUCGCAGUCAAGUUAUCCAAACAGGCAUUCAUCUACCCUUCCACGAAGCAACAGAAGACGACUGUAUUCUGCAUCAACAAGUGACUCUAACGAUAUUGAUGAUACGGCGUCAAUAUCAUCGUCAAAUCCUCUCUUGGAUACCAUCAGUGUCCUAGCUUACGAUCCACCAGAUGAUUCAGAUGACUAUUACGAUUUACAUGAUGAUGAGUUCGAUCAGUGCAAAAGAGAAAAGACUAGUAAAUCGUCUUCUGGGCCUCCAGAGGGCGAUCGGGACUCUAUUGGAUACGCAGGCUCCAGUUCUAUAGAUAGUGGUUACAAGAGCUUUUGCCCAACUCCGGAAAUUCCAGAUUCGUCCAUAUACGGACCAGAUGCUAGUAGACAUUCCGGAUAUUAUGCAGAUGGAUCAUCUGCUACUCAGGGUCGAAACAGUAAGCCGAGAAUCAUGAUGGGCACGAAAGUCAUAAGCCGCCAAGGUUAUGUGUCCCCUUUAAGGGAGUCCCCAGGCUCCAGAAGGUCAGAUUCGAGUCUUUACGACGUCAAUCUCGAUCACCUCAUGUAUCUUCGGCAAUCGCUGCUUAGUGCCAUUCAGAAGUGUGAGUUUUCGAAAUCCAGUUCAGUUUCAAGUGCUGAACCAAACAGAACUGAUACAAGUCAUACCUCAGAAAAAUGCGGUAGUUCUAAUCCGGUGAACGACGAACGUUAUUUGGAUCACUCUCCAUCUAAAUCCAACCAACCAAGCUAUACCAAAACUGUUCGAUUUAACACAGAUGUGAAAGUGACAACUGUCAAUCCUUCCCAGCCAACCAAUGAAGGUUCGGAUAUCAAUCUGUGCCGGACUUCUGAUUCUGUCUCUGCAGAACAAAGUGGACAGAAAAUACAGUCAAAAUCGAUCCUCAAGGACCCGCUUUGCGCGAACUUACGGUCACAGUUAGAAGCUGGAUCCGGAGACUGUACGCUGGAGGAAGAAAUUGAUUCUUUGUUAUACGGAAGAGCUGAAUUUUAUGAUCUUGAAAGUGUAGAUGAUUUUCCAUGUAGCUAUGUAACGAUGAUAGAAGAGAAAUAUAGAAGCGGUAAAACAAGCAUUGCCAAAGUUAGAAAAUUGAAAGGAGAAAAAUCUCAGGAACAAUCGUCCAAAUCUGCAUCUUCUGUCCCAGAGAAUGGAUCAGAAGCGCCUCAGCCUGCCCUUGAAGAUGACACCAGACUCCCUAAGCCUGCCAAGGAUGUUGCCGCAUCUUCCUCGACAGUGUCUAUCAGCAAAACUGCCAAAUGCCGUUUCACCGAAGUUGCCCGGUGCAUGCUGGAAAUCAUUGAAGACCUCCAGAUGAAAAAGCUCCAACCGGAUUCCACAAAAGACUCUGAAACUGCCGAACCUGCCACUUCGGCAUCUGCCUCUGCUGAAAAACCAGAGACACUGAGCAAUGAUAUCGCCAACGAUUCUGCUUCUUCUUCUAAGUCCAAUAACAGUAGUGAAUGCUAUGCUUCAGCUGCAGAGUAUCAUGUCUAUGAGGAGAUAGACUAUGACUUCUUGACUAACACUGUACCUCCUCUUCCAAAGUUGCAGCAAGAGGUGCCUCCACCGUUGCCAGUUCGCCCCAAUCUGAUGGUUCUGAAGCCUGAUCUUCAGAAGAGGGUGCCAUCACCCCCGCCAAGAAAAGCACGGUGUCCAUUGAAAAGAAAUCCUGGUCCUCUUAACGAGGAUGCAACAUCUACGGAAGUAAGAAACAGGCCCAAACAAAGAGGAAAUUUAUAUUGUCUGUUUUCUGAUCAAGUAGAGCGGAGGAAUAUAUCACGAUCUUUGGAAAGGGAAUGGCGAACCAGUGGCCAUUCGGACAAUCAAGAAGAUGACUAUGGUUUCAAGAAAGAAUUUUCUUCGAUGUAAUUCUUAAUUUCAUUAUGAUUUGUAUAAGGGAAGAUUCUUACAGAACAGUCCAAAUGAAUGUGCUAAGAAUUCACCAACUGCUGAACAUGACCAAUAAAAAGUAUGAUAUAUUUAUCAGUGAGUCUUGUCGAGUUGAAUAUGCAUGAAUGAUCGAAAAGGUGGUAGAAUUGGUGAAGCUGGUUCCAGAGAUUCAUACAGCGCAGAUGGCAGAAUAUGGAAAUCUAUCAUUCCAAAAUUAAUCAGAUUAGUCAGUCCGUUAAACAGAUAUAGAAUACUGCAAAUUCACUUAACGUGGGUAUUUCAGCCAUGCAGCAAUCUCAUAGAUAGAAAGCCCGAUUCUAGAAUAUUAUUACUUUACAUAUCUUGUCGAGCAAAAAUGAAAUUGCACAAAUUUUGCUACUUGACAAGCAAUGCAUAUUCAGUUUAACUCGGCUCAUGGAUCAAUAUGUCAUAAUUUUGAUUGAUUAUAAUAAGCAAUGACUGCAUAAGUGUAUUUGAAAUUCAUCAAAGUGUACUAUAAGAAUCACCUUAUAAUUUCAAAAGUGUGUUCAUCUUUUUAUACAUUUCGACAGGGAUAUGAAAGUUCAUCUUCUAAAAAGCAACAAACGCGGGUAUUUUGUGAAUAGUUGACGCAUAUCCUCGUUUGUGCAUAGAUUUGAUAUAACUAUUGUUCUCAUUACAUAUUCGCUGUGCGAAGAUAUAAUGUUUAUAAAUAUGUUAAUUAGUAUUGUCUGUCUGUAAAGAAGCAUUUGAAGAAGACGAAUUUUUAAGUAUUCAUAAAUGUUUGAGUGUUCAGAGUUUCAUUCGAAAGAGUUUGUUAAAAAAAAUUUUAAAGCAAGUUUAUCAUUCAUUAGCAAAUUUGUCAUUUCAUAUUAUCUGAAUAGUAGUGCCUGAAAAUUAUUUGUA